AUGCUGAGCUGCUUCUCCACUUCGCGAGGCCGCAGCCUCAGGACCCCAGGCAGAGAAAGUAUCGGUGAAAGACUGAGAAGACCGCUGACUCCAUCUAGACGCCGCAGGCCGCACUGCCGCAGCCACACGACUGUCACAGACACCCCAGGGAAGGUCUCCCCGGGAGUGACCACCAGUGACCUACCAAAGUCAAGGCGCCCCAGGGAAGUCUCCCUAAGCCCAAAUACCACCGGCACAGAAGCUGGGAAGAGCGCAGGGCAAGUAUCACCACGCCCAGAAACACCCAGUAGCUCUGGGCAGGUCUCCCCAGAGCCGGGCCCAGAAAACCCAGAGAGUCAAAGUCCAAGGGGGGAGAGCGAAGUCACAGCCACCUGCCCCCGAGAGACACUGGGAAGCCUGGUGUACAUCCACCCAGGCCUGGCCGCCGCCAUUGGAAACCACACCACAGAGCGCCUUGCGGAAUUCCGGCCAGUGUGGUCCGUGCAGGCGGUCAGGCCGCACUCGUUCACCAAGCCCUUCCUGCCCGUUUUCCUGGGCAGCCAACCCCUCUACGGUCCCUUCUUCCCGGGCACCUCCACCGCCCACACCUCUACCCGAUCGGUCCUGAGCUUGGGAAGAGACAUCAUGACAAUGUCUUUUGAGACUCCCAGCUCCUUUGAGGGCCUGUGUGAUAAAGAUCGAGAUAUUGGGUGGAGGAGGAAGGAGUCCCAUAUACUGUGUCUUCUCCUUUGCAUAGCUUCAGACCCUGCACAGACAGUGAUCCCACAUAAUCUUUCAACUCAUGAGGCUUUAGAACAACUUGAUGAAGAGAAUGAGGCAGGGAACACCAGGGAAAGUAGCAAAGCUUCAUUUGGUUUAGGUCUUCAAGAUUUUGAUUUGCUCCGUGAUAGAGAAAGUUAUGGGAAAGUACUGUUGGUUCAACUGAAAAAAUCAGAUCGUAUAUAUGCGAUGAAAGCAGUGAAAAAAGAGCUCGUCCACACUGAUCGGAUAUGGACAGAGAAGCACGUUUUACAGCAGGCAUCUGAUUGUCCGUUUCUAGUUGGACUGCAUUCCUGCUUCCAGACAGAAAGCAGACUGUUCUUUGUUCUAGACUAUGUAAAUGGGGGAGAUCUGAUGUUUCACAUGCAGCAACAAAGAACACUUCCUGAAGAACAUGCCAGGUUUUACUCAGCAGAAAUCAGUCUAGCAUUUAACUAUCUCCAUCAGUGAGGAAUACUGCACAGAAAUUUGAAACUGGACAAUUUAUUACUGGACUCAGAAGGGCACAUUAAACUGUCUGAUUAUUGUAUUUGUAAGGAAGGCUUAGAGCCGGGAGACACGAUCAGCACUUUCUGUGGCACUCUUAAUUACCUGGCUCCAGAAAUUAUAAGAGGGGAAGAGUAUGGCUUCGGAGUGGACUGGUGGACUCUUGGAGUGCUGCUGUACGAGAUGAUGGUUGGGGAGUCUCCAUUCCAUCUUGUUCAGAGCUCUGACAACCCUGACCAAAAGUCUAACAAUAAUCUCUUGGAAGUUAUUUUGCAAAGAAAAAUUCAUGUACCUCAUUGUCUGUCCAUAAAAGCUGCAAGUGUCCUGAAGAGUUUUCUGAACAGGGACCCAGAGGAACAACUGGGUUGUUAUCCUCAAAGUGGAUUUGCUGAUGUUCAGAAGCAUCCAUUCUUAAUGUUUGUUUAUCCAUUCUUUUGAAAUGUUAACUGGCACAUGAAGGGACAAAAGCAGGUGGUGCCUCCCUUUAAACCAAAUAUUUGUGGGGAAUUUCAUUUGGACAGCUUUGAUCUUCAUUUUACUAAUGAACCUGUCCAGGUCACCCCAGAUGGUAAUGACAUUGUGAGGAAAAUUGAUGGAUAUGAAUUUGCAGAUUUUGAGUAUAUUAAUCCUCUUUCAAUGUAUGAAGAAUGGGUCUGA
Messenger RNA from Fukomys damarensis (Damara mole-rat), 1902 nucleotides. Its product is annotated as protein kinase C iota type-like. NCBI's taxonomy places the organism in Eukaryota, Metazoa, Chordata, Mammalia, Rodentia, Bathyergidae. Gene Ontology annotation, biological process: protein phosphorylation. The record is from RefSeq and is a predicted model, not a curated record. Gene Ontology annotation, molecular function: ATP binding; protein serine/threonine kinase activity.